Molecule: messenger RNA, 459 nt
Organism: Exserohilum turcica Et28A
Lineage: Eukaryota; Fungi; Ascomycota; Dothideomycetes; Pleosporales; Pleosporaceae
Exons: 1
Coding region: 1-459 (152 amino acids)
Source: RefSeq, a predicted model, not a curated record
AUGCCGCUGUCUACGCCCGUCGCCGUGUCUGACUACGGAUCGAGCUUCAGUAUACCUGCAUCGCUGCUUGGAGCCAUGGAUGAACAUAAUAAGAACGUGGAUGGUCAAGACAGAAACAAGGAUGCGAGCCAUGACUCAGAAACGACACGUUGGAGUUGGGGCACAUCGAUCGACGAGACAAUGAGCAAUGACAAUGGUGUGGCAGAGCAGGACCAGUACAGUGCUGGAAUAGAGGAGGAAGAGCAACCAUUUGCAUUUGCACAAGACCCGUCGCCGUCGGAAUACAAGCCAAGCUCGAGUCGAGAUAGGUCUUAUUCGUCUGAUGACGAAGAAGUUGUGGCAACGGCACUUUUGGGUGACAGCAUGCCUAGCAAGUCAGAGGCUUCAUUAACACCAAAUGUACCUACAAAUUGCGAACGAAGACGGUCAGAGCGUAUAAAGAGGAUGCGGCGCAUCUGA